GAAAGGGUGUCCUGCCACCGGGAGGGGCUGGAGCGGGGUAAGGGGCAGGACCGCGAAGCAGCCAUAAGGAUGCAAAGUAGGCGCGGGAGGGCUCUCCCCAGCCAUAAAAAGUGGCGGAGAGGGCGCAAGCAGAGCUGGGCACUUGAGGGCGCGGGGCUACAGGAUGAUGGCCCUGGCUGUGCUGCGGUAAGUCACCCAGGGGACCAUGAAGGGCAAUGUCAGCGAGCUUCUCAACGCCUCUCAGCAGGCUCCAGGCGGCGGGGAGGAAAUAAGAUCGCGGCCGUCGUGGCUGGCCUCUACACUGGCCUUCAUCCUCAUCUUUACUAUCGUGGUGGACAUCCUGGGCAACCUGCUGGUCAUCCUGUCUGUGUAUCGCAACAAGAAGCUCAGGAACGCAGGGAAUAUAUUUGUGGUGAGUUUAGCUGUGGCAGACCUCGUGGUGGCUAUUUACCCAUUUCCCUUGGCGCUGACGUCUAUACUUAACAAUGGAUGGAACCUGGGAUAUCUGCAUUGUCAAGUUAGUGCCUUCCUAAUGGGCCUGAGUGUCAUUGGCUCGGUAUUCAACAUCACCGGGAUCGCUAUGAACCGCUACUGCUACAUUUGCCACAGUCUCAAGUAUGAUAGGAUAUACAGUAACAAGAAUUCCCUGUGCUACGUGUUCCUGAUAUGGACACUGACACUCAUAGCCAUCAUGCCCAACCUGCAAACCGGAACUCUCCAGUACGACCCCCGGAUCUACUCCUGUACCUUCACCCAGUCCGUCAGCUCGGCGUACACGAUUGCCCUGGUGGUUUUCCAUUUCGUAGUUCCAAUGAUUAUUGUCACUUUCUGCUACUUAAGGAUAUGGAUCCUGGUUCUUCAGGUCAGACGGAGGGUGAAACCGGACAGCAAACCCAAACUGAAGCCGCAGGACUUCAGGAACUUUGUCACCAUGUUUGUAGUUUUUGUACUUUUUGCCCUGUGCUGGGCCCCACUCAACUUCAUAGGUCUUAUUGUGGCCUCAGAUCCGGCCGCCAUGGCCCCCAGGAUCCCGGAGUGGCUCUUCGUGGCUAGUUACUACCUGGCGUAUUUCAACAGCUGCCUCAACGCAAUCAUAUACGGACUACUGAACCAAAAUUUCAGAAAGGAGUACAAGAGGAUUAUCAUCUCACUGUGCACAGCUAAGAUGUUCUUUGUGGACAGUUCAAAUGAUGCAGCAGAUAAGAUUAAAUGUAAGCCCUCUCCACUAAUAACCAAUAAUAAUUUAAUAAAGGUGGACUCUGUUUAAAAAAGCCAGUGGUGCCAGCAGGUUACGCUCGCUGGUUGGGGUCUUACUGCUUUCUCUUGUCUAGAAAUCAAUCUAUCCAUCUUGAAGCUCUUAAGAGUUGCCAGCAUAGUGUUGGAGCGGACCUCCUGUCUGCCCUUUAAUCAGAUCUUCAGUAUCAAGGGGAAUACUGAACACGCACAAAGGUAUAUGUGCAGACUCUCAUCUCUGGGUGACCAGGUCUUAGGGGCCCACACUUAGCAUUACAAUAACAUAGCAACACACCAAAGCUGAACAAAAUGUGAGAUGAAUUCAAGAGAGGCCGUGGGCACCUUUCUUUUGUUGCAAACAAGUGAUACAGGGUGUUUAUUCUUACCUGUGGCUGAAUUAAAAUAGUCAGAAAAACUCACAUGGACAUAUAUUUCUUUUUAUUGGCCCCCUUAACAAUGCAGUGUAAUGUACUAGACAUUAUAUGUAACCCAGCAAUGGUUUAAAGAACUGUAUUGUGAAGUUAUAUGUUUGUUAUAUACG
Messenger RNA from Rattus norvegicus (Norway rat), 1774 nucleotides. It is a transcript of the gene Mtnr1a, whose product is annotated as melatonin receptor 1A. NCBI's taxonomy places the organism in Eukaryota, Metazoa, Chordata, Mammalia, Rodentia, Muridae. Gene Ontology annotation, biological process: G protein-coupled receptor signaling pathway. The record is from RefSeq and is marked provisional. Gene Ontology annotation, molecular function: G protein-coupled receptor activity; melatonin receptor activity. Gene Ontology annotation, cellular component: plasma membrane; membrane.